UGGCGACGUCAUACAACGCGAAGAACUCAUAAUUCGCGCAAUUUUUAAUUGUAAAUGGCUAAAAGCAUAAAGUUGAGCUUCAGCUUAGUUAUCCAAUGAAAAUGGACGAGGACGAGGCACAAAAACAGAGGCUUAAAGCUGCCGUUCACUACACUGUCGGCUCUCUCUGUCAACACAUCGCUGCAGACUGCGAGAAACAAAUCACCAAACAGACAAUAGCAGCAAUUGCAGAGACUGCAUUCAGACAGUGCGAUAUAUUUGCCAAGGACUUGGAAGCGUUUGCGAGACAUGCUAAAAGACACACAGUUACAGUGGAUGAUGUGAAGCUAACAGCGAGAAGAACCACUGCACUGUACAACUACAUUCAGCAGAAAAGUGAAGAACUGGCUUUGAACAACCAUGAACUGAAGGAGAAAAGGAAGAAGAAUGCUGCCAAGAGGAAGAGUAAAGACAUGGAAGCGGAGGAGGAGAACGAGGUUGAAGACUGAUCAAAAGAAAUGUACAAAAUUCACAUUUUUACAAGUUGCACAAAAGUACUUGGUUUUUGCAUGUAAUAAAACAGCUGUACAAAUAUUUGUACAUAAAUCAGAUUAAAUACUUAACACCAAUAAUUUUUUUAUACUCAAAGAGUUCAUUUGGGUUUUAUUGUAAUAAAGAAUCCUAUAAACACUACUUUCUUGGGAAUAUGAAGCUCUGAAACAAUACAGAUUCUCUCAAAUAUUUUAAUUCAAACAUUUUCAAAACAUGGACCUGAAAAACCUAUGCCUGCAUUAGAAUACAACAAGCUGCUUUCUCAAAACCAAACACAUUCAAGCCUAAUACCAUCUCAGCUCAGAUUUUCAGAUAGAAAUGUAUUAUGCUUGAAGUGUUUUGAAUUAACACCUCAUCUGGAAGCACCUAUCAAAUUCUGCUACAGUCUACCGUGUCCAUGGCCGUAACCAGAGAUGCAGAACCACAGCAUCCUCCAUCUUCCUCCAUCCCCAAACGGACUUCCCGCCUGGGGUUCAGUUGCGACCAGCCAUAUUCCAGGCCCCUAAAUGUGUGAAUUCAAUUAGUUGUGUGGUAUUUGCUUUUUUAAACAUCACGUGACAAACCAGUAUGAGAAAAUGGCAAUCUAUUCAAAUUAGUUUUAUUGAAGCACUCCCUUCAUUUGACAAGUCAUAUAAAAUGCCUUUGAAAACACUGAGCAACGUUAUUUAGAGGGAAACUCCACAGACAUCCACAGCACUCAACAUACAGGUCGCACUUACACCAUCACUCAUGUUUUCCCCCCUCAGUGUCCACUGAAGAUGUCAUCCAUAUCAAAGCUCACACUUACAGGUCAAGUUACAAGGAAAAAAAAGCACACACACCAUACAGCAUUCAGAUGGGAUUAUAGAAGCAAGACAAAGUAUGCAUCAUCAUCAUCAUCACAACAUUCCACUAACUAUAUAAGCACAUGUCAGUAUACUAAAGGAGAAAAGCAAAAGGGAACCUAGGGAGACCAAAAAAAAAAAAAAAUCAAAAGAAAAAAAAAUCUUUGAUGUACACAUGAACAAAAUGUCUGUCAAUUUGGGCUCGAUUAAGGGGAAAGCUGGGAAGUAUCAGCGGCUCUCAUUCACUCGCUCACCAAACCCACCCACUGCAGUCACAUUUCGGCUCGUUCAUCGCACUCGCAAGUCUUUUCGUUCGUGCGCUCCACACUUUCUUCGCUCACUCGCAGCCUUCUCACUCUUCGCCAUAUCACCAAUCGCACUCAAGGGUUGUUUAAAAACGUCACUUUCUGCGCACUUCUUGUCUUAAAAAGUGGAUUAAGAAAAAGGAGACACCCACCGUGUCAUCGAGCCGUGCGAUGAGAGCAUAUAGACAUGGGGAGGAAGGUGACAUAAUGACCUCAGCCACACUGUGCUGCCAUAGAGGGCGCUCUUCCCAGGCAAACCCCACAGAUGUCAACUGCAGAAGAGAUUUUGAUGAAGGCUUGUUUUAAAGGGUUUCCAUAAAACUGGACUGAAUCAUAAAGCUGAAUUUACAAUAUGUUCAGGUUUCAACCAGAUUCUUUCCAAUGCAAAUGUCUUU
Rhinichthys klamathensis goyatoka is the source of this 2055-nucleotide messenger RNA. It is a transcript of the gene cenps, whose product is annotated as centromere protein S. Bases 96 to 488 code for a protein of 130 amino acids. Gene Ontology annotation, biological process: replication fork processing; resolution of meiotic recombination intermediates. Gene Ontology annotation, cellular component: Fanconi anaemia nuclear complex; FANCM-MHF complex. The transcript has 5 exons. Gene Ontology annotation, molecular function: chromatin binding; protein heterodimerization activity. NCBI's taxonomy places the organism in Eukaryota, Metazoa, Chordata, Actinopteri, Cypriniformes, Leuciscidae. The record is from RefSeq and is a predicted model, not a curated record.